Bactrocera dorsalis (oriental fruit fly) is the source of this 843-nucleotide messenger RNA. RefSeq names its product ficolin-1. The transcript has 2 exons. The record is from RefSeq and is a predicted model, not a curated record. Bases 34 to 786 code for a protein of 250 amino acids. Lineage: Eukaryota; Metazoa; Arthropoda; Insecta; Diptera; Tephritidae.
AAUUACAAACCAGUUAACUGCCAAAAGUUCGCAAUGGCUUAUUUACUUUUAACCGCUUUGACAAUUUUCGUCACUUUCUGCUGGGCACAAACAGCUGAGAUUGUCACCGAUAGUCCCCUCAUCACGGGUAGGCUGCCUAACAGUUUGUCCUAUUCACCCAACUACCCAAGUAGUUGCGCGGAGGCGCUGACUGGCUCAGCACAGAGUGGCAUUUAUCAAUUAUAUUUAUCCGAGUGGCUGGCACACCCAUUCUACGUGUAUUGCUUGAAAGAUCCUAACGGUGGUGAUGCCUGGACGGUGAUUCAACGGCGGCAGAGCGAGCUGGUGGAGUUCUAUCGCAAUUGGCAUGAUUAUCAGACCGGUUUUGGUAAUUUAGAUGGCAAUUUCUUUAUCGGCUUGAAUAAGUUGCAUGCAUUGACCCAAGUGCGGCUACAAGAAUUAUGGAUUGAAUUGAUGGACUAUACGGGCACUACAGUCUAUGCGAAAUACGAAAGCUUUGCUGUAGGCAAUGAAGAGGAGAAGUAUGCGCUGAAUAUGUUGGGGAAAUUUUCAGGUACCGCUGGCGAGGCAUUAAAGGGCUUUCAUGAUGGUCAAAAGUUUAGCACCUAUGAUCAGGAUAACGAUGAAUAUAAGGACAAUUGUGCGGAGAUUUGGAAGGGCGCUUGGUGGUACAAGGAUUGCUGGUGGAGUAAUUUAAACGGCAAAUACAACAAUACGCUAUUCUGGAAUGGACGUUAUCCAAAUGCCAUGAAGUAUACUCAAUUAGCGAUUAGACCGAGGAAGUAAACUUGUAUUGCAGCAAAUGGAUUUUGUUAUGAAAAGUUCAGAGGUUUAUUAUGAUUU